ACACACACCAAGGUCUCCCCGCACCUACACACACGCACACGCCUCACCAAACAUUAUACGCCUUACACCCCAAACAUCGCUCUGUAAAGUCUCCACACACACACACACACACACGCGCGAGUCUGACCAAACCACAUCAUCAUAAGGUGCGCGUCGUCUGAGCAAGGAUCAUCUCAAGGACCACAGGACGGAGAGGCAAAGUGGAGGCGAGAAAGAGAUGACCGAAGAGGAGGGGAGGGAGAGUGAUGGAUGCUCCUCGUUUGCCAAAAUAAACCCCGUUAGGAGGCUGUGCAGGCUGGUGAAUAUGCAGGCGGCCGGGACAGGAGUGGACUGCGUGGUGGUGUGUCCCGCCGUGCUGAGUCAAGUGUGCAGUCAGAUGCGUCUCUCAAAGAGUGGUCGUGGUGUGCAAUGGUCACUGGCGUCCCUGGCGACAGUGAAGAGGCUGUUGGUGACGCGUCCUUAUUGGAGUAGGUGUUUGUGUGUGUCGAAUGAGGUGCCGUGUGUCGGGGAGAAGGAGGUGGCGCCUCUGCUCUCCCUCACGCCCUCUCAUCGCUUCGUCGUCUUCAUCGUCACUAGUUCCAGCGAGAGCUUGGGAUCAGUGGUGGUGGGCGGGGAGUCACUCAUUGAGGCUGUGUAUAGGGCCCAAAACCUGGCGGGCUUGCGGCCGUGCCUCCAAAGCCCCAGUGAGCCAUCCCUUGCCUUCGUCAAGUACGACAUGACCAAAGGAAGGAUGAGGCGGAGGGAACACAGCAGAGGAGUAGGGCCAACCCUUCUCAACGGCGGCCACAUUAAGAUCGGCAUGAUUCUGAUCUAUCAACAAACGAAGAUGCUGUACUCUGGUUUUCCAAUGGAUAGUUAUGGAUGCAGCAAGCAGGACUUUCUGAAGUUUGUAUCAAAAUGCACCCAGCAUACUUUUCUUCUCAAAAUCCCUGGUCCCCCAUCACCACAGUUUUCCCGAGACUCAUCCUUUGAGGACCAGGAAGACAGGGCAGCUCAUUCUGAUGCCCAGGAAGAGUCAACAUUCAGCAAUCCAGUAGCAGAUGAAUGAAUACAUACCUGUCAGAAACCAAGCUGGGAAUUUGAAUCUACACAUUGAAAACUUUCACGUGGCUUAUUUUCACUACUUAUUACAUGGAAAAAGUUAUUACUGGAAUCUUUUUGCUUAAUAUUGUUAAAAAAACUCAGGAAUUAAAAAGGAGAUAUCCUUAUGAUAGAAUCCUAUCUCAAGGCAAAGACUAGACUUAGUGUUAUGCAUACUGCAGUGAGUUUUAGUCAGAUAUUAGGCUUAGAUAUGAGUGUUCAGAAUUUCUUGUUGUGAUGAUAUUGUUCAUAUGCUAUAGUGCCACAUGUACAGACUGCAGAAGGCUUCUGUGCAGGAAAUCUGACUUCCAUAUGGAUUCUCAGUAGAACAAUGCAUCCAUUAUGUGUAUGUCUUUGUAAGAUUAUUGCCAUUCAAGAAUGCUACUUAUUUACUGUCUUGUUCUUCCAUGGAUUAGAAAGAAUAAUUUAGAUAUAUUUAUGAACCAAUAAAUGUCAUAAAAAAAUUA
Molecule: messenger RNA, 1547 nt
Organism: Portunus trituberculatus (swimming crab)
Lineage: Eukaryota; Metazoa; Arthropoda; Malacostraca; Decapoda; Portunidae
Exons: 7
Coding region: 218-1048 (276 amino acids)
Source: RefSeq, a predicted model, not a curated record